AUGGCUCUUUCCGUCUUGCUCCUUGCCGAGGUUUGCAGUGCAAACAUUGUCAUCCCCGAGAGCGACAGGCUCAACCUCUGCUGGGAUCGAGUUUCAUGCAGUUUGAACAAGAAGGGCAAGUCGAAGGUCCUGUUGAGAGAUGUCUGUGGGCAGGCCAAGUCAGGGAGGCUGCUGGCAAUCAUGGGGCCCAGUGGGAGCGGCAAGACGACCCUGCUCAACGCCAUAUCCGGACAGAUGCUGAAGAGCAAGGGGCUCGCGCUAGAGGGGAUACUGCAGAUCAACGGGGUGGACGUGGCGAAACUGAGGAAGGCCUACGUCCGCCAGGACGACAUCUUCUACACUCAGAUGACGGUGAGGGAGACUCUGCGAUUCACCGCGAGGCUGCGGCUGCCCAAGAAGAUGGACCUGCAACAGAAGUUCGACAGGGUCGAGGAGAUCAUCAAGGUCCUCGGGCUGCAGAAGUGCGCCGACACGCUGGUGGGAGGAGGGAAGAACAGGGGGAUCAGUGGGGGCGAGAAGAAGCGGCUCAACAUCGCGUGCGAGCUCAUCGCCAGUCCCUCUCUCAUCUUCCUCGAUGAGCCAACGACCGGUCUGGACUCGUUCCAGGCCGACAAGGUGGUCAGGGCGCUCAAGAACCUGACGGAACGAGGGCACACGAUCAUAGCGGUCAUCCACCAGCCCAGCGGGAAUGUGUUCAACAUGUUCGAUGACCUUCUGCUCCUCUCCGAGGGUCGGCAGAUCUAUCAUGGGGAGGCCAAGUCGCUGCAGUCCUACCUCUCCCGCCUCGGGCAGCCGUGCCCCUCCUGGGUGACGGCAGGAGAGCAUGCUCUGAACCUCAUCAGCGUCAACCACGAGUCCUCGGUGACGGAAGAAGGUUCCCACAAGCUGAUCGACGAGCUGGCGAACGAGUUUGAGAGGAAGUUUGCAAUCAAGUACCGGAUCACCGACAAGGCCGGGGCACCAAGUCAAACGGUGAAGCCCCACGGCCCUGAAUCGAGCCUGUUGGAGCAGGUAAAAUUGCUGUUUGCGCGAUCAUGGAGAGAGAUCUCGAGGAACAAAGGCGCAAACAUCAUCAAGGCUGUGCAGCAAGUCUCGACCGCCUUGAUCUAUGGCAGCAUCUACUCCUUCUCCAACAAGCAAAGCUCGAUCCAAGAUCGCUUUGGUCUCUGCUCACUUGUCGCCAUCGGCAACACAAACUUGGCGAUUGCAAGUACCAUCAGGUCUUUUCCCAAGGAGAAGGCCAUCGUCAUGAAUGAUCGAUCCAAGAACCUCUAUAGGGCACUCCCUUACUUCGCCUCCAAGGUCCUGUCAGAAGUCCCCCUCAGCGCGGCUCUGUCUUGCUUGUUUGGAGGAAUUCUCUACCCGAUGGUUGGCUUUCAGAAGGACAUCAACAAGUUUCUCUCCUUCAUGCUCAUCAACGUCGUCCACUCUCUUUCCAGUUCAGCCGUUGGCUUAAUGUUGGGGGCCAUCUCUCCUUCUUCUGAGGUGGCGCUGGCGAUGCUGCCCCCCAUAGUGGUGCUGCAGAUCAUCUUCAACGGCUUCAACAUUGCUGAGGAGAACACCCCCAAGCUCCUCGCGGCAUUGCCGAAGAUGUCGGUUGUGAGAUGGGGCUUCGAAGGCCUCGCACUCAACGAGCUGCGGGUGAAGCCUUAG
This is a messenger RNA of Guillardia theta CCMP2712, 1653 nucleotides long. RefSeq lists its product as hypothetical. Lineage: Eukaryota; Cryptophyceae; Pyrenomonadales; Geminigeraceae. Bases 1 to 1653 code for a protein of 550 amino acids. The record is from RefSeq and is a predicted model, not a curated record. Gene Ontology annotation, cellular component: membrane. Gene Ontology annotation, molecular function: ATP binding; ATP hydrolysis activity; ABC-type transporter activity. The transcript has 4 exons.